Messenger RNA from Folsomia candida, 1251 nucleotides. Its product is annotated as retinol dehydrogenase 12. The coding region runs from base 166 to 1098 and encodes 310 amino acids. The record is from RefSeq and is a predicted model, not a curated record. Lineage: Eukaryota; Metazoa; Arthropoda; Collembola; Entomobryomorpha; Isotomidae. The transcript has 2 exons.
UGGCUUUGUCCUUGUGUUUAGUGUGCCUAGAGAAGAGUCGAGCUGUGUUCAAAUAGUCCGUUUGCCAGCAAGUGGAAAUUUUACUUGAAUUGCAAUUAAAAUACAUAGUUUGUCACGGGAUAUUUCCAAAACUUUACUUAUUCAGUUUCAUUUAAAAUUCCGAACAUGCCUCGCGCUAAGCCAUUUACAACGAGCGAUAUUCCCUCUCUGGUUGGAAAGGUGGCUUUGGUGACUGGUGCCACUGGAGGGCUUGGGUUCGACACUGCGUUGGCGCUUUGUGGGGCUGGGGCCACGGUGCUUGUCGGGGGACGAAAUGAAACCAAGGGGGCUGAUGCGGUAGCCAAAAUUAAGGCGGCACACCCUUCCGCGGAUGUUACUUUUGCCCUAAUUGAUCAUGGGAGUUUGGCUUCGGUUAAGCAGUUUGCGACAAAUUACAACGCCAGGGGACAGCCAUUGGAUAUUAUCGUCAACAAUGCCGGCGUAAUGACGCCACCCAACCGCCUCACGACAUCGGACAACUUUGAAAUCCAACUCGGCACCAACCACCUGGCUCAUUUCGCCCUCACCGGUCAACUGCUCCCAUCUCUGCGAAGAAGCUCGUCCCCACGAGUGGUAAAUGUCUCGAGUCUGAUGGCGAGAUGGGGCAAGAUCAAUUUCAACGAUAUGCAAUUCGCCAAAAGUUACUCAGCCACCGGAGGGUAUGGUCAAUCCAAACUGGCCAAUUUGCUGUUUUCACUGGAACUGCAGAACAGGAGUGAUCAGAACGGGUGGGGGUUGACCGUGGUGUCGGCGCAUCCUGGAUUUUCUGACACUGGUUUGGUCGACAACGGUCCGGGAACUACAUUCCUGGGAAGAUUCACCAACGCCGUGAUGAAGCCGCUGUUUUCGCAGACCUCGGCGCGAGGGGCUUUACCCCAAUUGUACGCGGCGACGUCUCCAGCCGUCGAGAAGAACGGGUAUUAUGGUCCGAAUGGAUUUUACGAGAUGAAGGGAGACGUCGCACCGGCCUGGGUACCUCCAUUUGCCAAAGAUAAAGACAUGGCGAAACGAUUUUGGGACGAGUCGGAAAAGUUGACAAAUUUUAAGUGGCCGAAUUGAAGGGUUUGGUUCAUUUUUUAUUUGAAAGUAUGGUCUUAUUGUAACCUUUGAUUUCUUUAUACACAUAUUUUUUGUUGUUACAUAACGUGUACAUAUAAAAUUUAUAGUCUAAAUGUUAAACUACUCAAUUAAUAAAUUAAAUCGUUUAAUUAA